Messenger RNA from Annulohypoxylon maeteangense, 1788 nucleotides. RefSeq names its product cytochrome c oxidase subunit IV. The record is from RefSeq and is a predicted model, not a curated record. Gene Ontology annotation, biological process: mitochondrial electron transport, cytochrome c to oxygen. The transcript has 3 exons. Bases 537 to 1049 code for a protein of 170 amino acids. Lineage: Eukaryota; Fungi; Ascomycota; Sordariomycetes; Xylariales; Hypoxylaceae.
UCGAGUAUUUAAUUCAUCCGUUACUCAUUUACAUAUGAUGACUAAAUAUGAAAUUACUUAGUAAACACUGCUUUUAACGAUUACAAAAAUAAAUCUGGGUCAAGAGUGGUUGUGUGACGUCGCAACAUAUCUUAUCUGUUUAUUACCUUGGUCCGAAAAUUAGCCGGACGAACCAAAGAUCUGGAGCUAUGGAGCUGUCAGAGCUGUUCCAACUGUCAAUCAUCGAAUCGCAGCUGUGAGAGUGCCUGAGGCAUUGAACGGCUCCUCCAAUUGGCUCCACCACAAUCAUACGACCGUUCAACUCAAUCGAAAAAAAGACUCUCAAUUGAACUCGAUAGCCGAAAAAUCGAAGCACCCAACAACAACCUUAUCGUCAGCGAGAGACCACCAUCCGCGAUCUCCUCUUCCACUUCCAACCGGCCGAGCGACCGCCUCAAUUGGCUUCCAAUCUCCACUCUUCCGAUCGACUUGCACGGGAUUUUCUCGACUUUUUUUUCCCGUUUCUAUUUUCCUUGUUUUGACGCACACAAGUCAAGAUGAUGCGAACACCCGCAACCUCUCUCCUACGCGGCGCUCUCCGGGCCAGCAGAACGACCACCAUAAUUUCUCGUCGUGCCGCUACCACCCACGCCAUCUCUAACCCGACGCUGGCCAACAUUGAGAAGAGGUGGGAAGGUAUGCCUCAAACCGAGCAGGCCGAGCUGUGGAUGGCCCUACGAGACCGCAUGAAGGAGAACUGGGCCGAGCUCACGCUUUCGGAGAAGAAGGCCGCAUACUGGAUCGCCUUUGGUCCUCACGGACCCCGCGCCGUACCGGCAGCCGACGAGGGACGCAAGGUGGCCCUAUACACCGCCAUGGGUGUUCUCGCCAGUUUCGUUAUCUUCGCCUCGGCGCGGUCAUUCGGCGGCGCCGGCCCCGGCACAAUGACCAAGGAAUACCAGGAAGCCACUAACGAGUACCUCAAGAACCAAAAUGCCGAGCCCCUCACCGGUCUCUCGUCCGAGGGCUACAGCGGAAAGGGCAUGGUGCAGUCACCGCCCAAGAACUAAACCCGAUUGUCGAAAUCCCGUACCUACUCUUAUCUUUUUCCUUUUGUCAUUAGAGAACCGCAAUGCAAGGCAUCGAAUUCCAUGUACAAAACGAAAAGCAGCUAGAGUGGAAUGGAGUAGCGGGGCCGGGCGGGGGCGCGUUGGUUAUCCGAAACGAUUCGACGAUGAAGAAUAGUGCAGACUCGAGUCCGGACGGCGGUAACAACAACAUCAGCAGCACCAGUAGCAGCAUGCAUCAGAGACACUUUUAUUUAAUUCCAGUUGGGAUGUGGUCCCCGUGCCUAGGAGAAGCCGACUUUCGAUAGUUGGUCAAAGAGAUGAGAUCCAGGCGUUGUAAAUAUGUACAAGAGGAAAAGCAAACCUUCUAUGCCGUUCUGAAAACAAAGCUCUUCCUAUAACAUUAAACGGAAUGUGUUUAAGUCUAGGAGCCGUCCUCGCAAUCUGCUCAAAUUCUCUCAACCUUCCCACUCAUUGCCGUCUCGGGAAACCACCAAAAACUAGGUUGCUAGCGUUGUGAAACCUGAGAUAAUUGCUAAUGGGCAGAUCGAUGGAUCAUCUCGUAUGUUGAUUGUGCGUAUCCCGUUCAGCCACAAAUUGGGGAAGAACCAUACAGCUGGAAUUCUCCAACCUUCAACCUGUGGAACCCCUAUAGAUGAUACUAUCGUAGCUAUACUAGACAUCACACAGAGCCAUAAGAUCAUAAGUUUAAGACUUACGCGUAAAGCAUGGAUAUCUAGCC